Messenger RNA from Hibiscus syriacus, 2020 nucleotides. Its product is annotated as laccase-4-like. Bases 30 to 1781 code for a protein of 583 amino acids. The transcript is spliced from 6 exons. Gene Ontology annotation, cellular component: apoplast. Gene Ontology annotation, molecular function: copper ion binding; hydroquinone:oxygen oxidoreductase activity. Lineage: Eukaryota; Viridiplantae; Streptophyta; Magnoliopsida; Malvales; Malvaceae. The record is from RefSeq and is a predicted model, not a curated record. Gene Ontology annotation, biological process: lignin catabolic process.
UUUCAUUUCGAAAAAACAUAAAACAUACAAUGGUGUAUGUUCUUCUUACAUCAUUGGACAUUUUCAGGGCUUUGCUCCUAUCAUUGUUUGCUGUCUGGUUAUUGUCUGAUUUGGCACUUGCAAAACAUGCAGGCAUUACCAGGCACUACAAGUUUGAUAUUAAGAUGCAAAGUGUGACGAGGUUGUGCCAAACGAAGAGCAUUGUGACGGUCAAUGGCCAGUUUCCCGGGCCGCGGAUAAUAGCAAGGGAAGGCGAUCGCCUUUUGAUCAAGGUGGUUAACCAUGUUCAGUACAAUGUCACACUUCACUGGCAUGGAAUCCGGCAGCUUCGGAGUGGAUGGGCUGAUGGACCUGCCUAUGUCACACAGUGUCCGAUUCAGACAGGGCAGUCCUAUGUGUACAACUUCACCAUUACUGGCCAAAGAGGGACCUUAUUUUGGCAUGCUCACAUCUCUUGGCUAAGGGCUACUCUUUAUGGACCUAUUGUCAUUCUCCCCAAACGACAUGCCUCUUAUCCAUUUCCCCAGCCCUACGAGGAAGUUCCCAUCGUUUUCGGGGAAUGGUGGAAGGCUGAUACCGAAACUAUUAUCAACCAGGCAAUGGCAACCGGAGGAGCACCGAAUAUCUCGGAUGCCUUCACCAUUAAUGGUCUCCCUGGGCCUUCUUACAAUUGCUCAGCAAGAGAAACAUUCAAGCUCAAGGUGAAGGCCGGUAAAACAUAUCUUCUUCGUCUUGUCAACGCUGCACUCAACGACGAGCUCUUCUUCAGAAUCGCAAACCACACACUCACUGUUGUGGAAGCUGAUGCAGUGUACGUCAAACCCUUCAAAACCAAUACCAUACUUAUCACGCCGGGGCAGACCACUAAUGUCCUUCUUAGGGCCAAAUCCAAGACCCCAAGUGCCAAGUUUGCUAUGUCAGCUAGGCCUUAUGCAACUGGCCCUGCCACUUUUGACAAUACCACCACAAUAGGAAUUCUAGAAUAUGAGAAAUCUGUUUUAGCCACAAAAUCUAAUAACAAGAAGCUACCACUUGUAAGAGCAAAACUUCCACAGUUUAACGACUCCGCCUAUGCUAUGAAAUUCAACCGGAAAAUCCGCAGUCUCGCCACCGCUAAAUUCCCUGCAAAAGUCCCGAAAAUAGUUGAUCAACGGUUCUUCUUCACGGUCGGGUUAGGGAUACUCCCUUGCGCAAAAACCCAAACAUGCCAAGGUCCCAACAACACUAGGCCUGCAGCUGCAGUUAACAAUGUUUCAUUUGUACAACCAAAUAUUGCUCUUCUCCAAGCUCACUUCUUUAAUAAAUCAAAGGGAGUUUACACCGCCAACUUCCCAACCAACCCACCUUUCAAGUUUAACUACACCGGCACACCACCGAAGAACAUCGCGCUAAGCACUGGCACCAAAGUGGUGGCGCUACCUUUCAACACUAGCCUGGAGUUAGUGUUGCAGGAUACUGGCAUACUUGGAGCAGAAAGCCACCCUCUACAUCUUCAUGGGUUCAAUUUCUUUGUUCUGGCUCAAGGUGUUGGGAACUUCGACCCCCAAAACGAUCCAGCCAAGUUCAAUCUCGUCGACCCCGCUGAGAGAAACACAGUCGGCGUGCCAUCCGGUGGAUGGGUGGCAAUUCGGUUCCUUGCAGACAACCCAGGCGUUUGGUUUAUGCACUGCCAUUUGGAAGUACACACAAGCUGGGGAUUGAAGAUGGCUUGGGUGGUAAACGACGGGAAAGGCCGCAAACAGAAGCUACCACCUCCGCCCGCCGAUCUUCCUAAGUGCUGAGACACAACCGUCGACGUCUUUUCAAUUCUUCCGGUGUCCAUUAUAUUCUUUUAUUCCCUAUUGCUACAUGUUAGGAUCACCAAUUCCCCGUAUCUUCAAUGUUUUUGGGUUAAUAUUACUUGGAAUUAUACAACGCCAGAACAAGAACUGGUACAGAUUAUUUUCGUAGAUUAUCAGGCUAUGUACCACCAUACAUAACAAGUAUUGAUGUGUUGAAGAAUCUACAUAAAUAGAUUUUC